This is a messenger RNA of Colletotrichum higginsianum IMI 349063, 555 nucleotides long. Its product is annotated as LITAF-like zinc finger protein. Bases 1 to 555 code for a protein of 184 amino acids. NCBI's taxonomy places the organism in Eukaryota, Fungi, Ascomycota, Sordariomycetes, Glomerellales, Glomerellaceae. Gene Ontology annotation, molecular function: zinc ion binding. The transcript has 2 exons. The record is from RefSeq and is a predicted model, not a curated record.
AUGGACAGACCGCCACAAGAACAAAAACAACAGCAGCAGCCCGCGGUCGAGGUUCCGGCCCACGACAACUACAUGUCGUCCGCCUCCGGCCCGCCGCCUGAAUACCAACAACACCACCACCAAGCACCCCUCGACCACCAACAGACCGGCACCGCGAUGCCCAAGUACGGUGGCCCCGCCAACACGCCCCCUCCGCGGACCUACGGCGCCUACGAACCCCCAGCGCCCCAGAGCUUCCCGAUGCACAACGGCGGCGGUCCCCAGAACUUCCAGCCAUACGGCACGCCCUUGCCCUCCCUCGGCCCGCACCCGGCCCCAGUUGAGUGUCCCGAGUGCCACGCCCGCGGCGUCACGGCCGUCGAGUACUCGUCCGGCGGCUUCACCCACGCUCUGGCCGCCAUCGUCUGUUUCGUCAGCUGCCUAGGGUGCAUCCCCUACUUCUUCACUUCGCUCAAGGACGCGAGGCACAAGUGUUCCAAGUGCGGCAUCCCUCUGGCGACGUACCAUCGCAGUGGAAAGACCGAAGUCCAUUGGCACAACGCCUACAACGGAUGA